UCCCCGUUCGGAGAAGCGAGUCUUUGGGAGGGGCCACUUUUUGCCCCCUCCUCUCGCGUCGCCCAAUAGAGAGUGUCUUACCCUCUCCAGCCCCAAAUACCACUCCCCUCGACAAUCACUUUCGCUCUUUGAGAGAAAGAGUGACCACGGGGGGUUGGUUUCGGCCGUGGCACCUUCCUGAUUUCCUGGCCCAGGGCGGUUGUCAUGGUAACCCUUCCCCCCAGCCUAGAGCCCCCCCCCCGCGCGUCUUCCAUCUCCCCCACCUUUGUGGCUAUGGACCCCCACAUACCUGGAGGAGGUGCUAAGGUAAUCUUGGUCCUGAUGGUCCUUCUGCCCCUAACGACCGACCUCGGUUACUAUGGCAUUCCUCCUCACCUAGCACCCAGGUAGAAGAGACCCCGGGCCCCAAGAAGACUAAUGGCUGAGAAGCACCUUUUCCUUAACCCCCCACACCACCCAGUUGGAGUUACCAUGGUAACCAUCACCCUCUUUUCCUUCGUGGGAGGCCCCUGGGCCAAACCAACCAGGUGUUUUUAUUUAGAGGAAGAGAUGCUCUGAUGAGGAGUAGUUGUUAUGGUUACAGGGCCUGGACCAUCCCCAGGGAGGUGAGAAAUAGGCAAAACCAAGCCCUGGUUGCUAUGGUAGCAGGGUCAGUCCCCUUCCAGUGACCCUAGAACCAGGCCCCAGAACCCUACCAAGGUAGGGGACAUUUUAGGAUUGUCUUUUGAGUUGGAACAUGUCUAGGGAAGGGGUUGUCAUGGUAACAGCUUCUGUCACUUCUAGCCCCACCUUUCUGGACACAUUCAUGAGAGGGGAGGUUACAGAUUGCUAUGGUAACUGACAUCCUUCCCACUCCACCCUCUCCCCCUCCUGAGACGCGCCAGGUGGUGCCUGAGCUUAUGGGGCAUCCGGAGAAAGGAUUUCCCGAUCCUCUUGUUGCCACUUUUGUAGAUAAGAUGAAACCGUGCUGUGUACUAAGGAGCCCUGGUGGUGCAGUGGUUAAGCACUCAGCUGCUAACCAAAAAGUCGGCAGCUCAAACCCACCAGUGGAGAAAGAUGUGGCAGUCUGCUUCACUGAAGAUUUACAGCCUUGGAAGCCCUAGGGUCAUAGGGUCACUAUGAGUUCAAAUUGACGUGAUGGCAGUGGGUUUGGUUUUUGGUUUUCAGGUGCUCUAUUCUCCAGAAUUGGCUGAUUUGGGGUUCUCUGGUUCUCCUUCCCACAGCAAUGCAGCUGAGCUGUGCUGGAACCACCCCCCGGGAGUCCCCCCACCGUGCAACCUAGGAGGAUGCCGGGAGGCCCUCCUAGGGCCUGAGGCCAGCCCCAUGCGGCUCACCCGCUGCCAGGCUGCUUUGGCAGCCGCCAUUACCCUCAACCUCCUGGUCCUCUUCUAUGUCUCGUGGCUGCAGCACCAGCCCAGGAACUCCCGGGCGCGGGGCCCCCGCCAUGGGUCAGCCACCAGCCCCCGCGUCACCAUCCUGGUGCGAGAAUUCGAGGCCUUUGACAACGCCGUCCCUGAGCUAGUGGACUCCUUCCUGCAGCAGGACCCAGCUCAGCCAGUGGUAGUGGCCGCUGACACACUCCCCUACCCGCCCCUGCCCCUGCCCCGCCUCCCCAACGUCCGCUUGGCGCUGCUCCAACCCGCUCUGGACCGGCCUGCCGCUGCCUCGCGCCCCGAGACCUACGUGGCCACCGAGUUUGUGGCCCUGGUGCCUGAUGGGGCGAGGGCCGAGGCACCAGGCCAGAUGGAGCACAUGGUAGAGGCACUUCGAAUGGGAGGCACCCGCCUGGUGGCUGCCCCCGUCGCCACGGCCAACCCCGCGCGGUGCCUGGCCCUGAAUGUCAGCCUGCGGGAGUGGACGGCCCGCUACGGCCCGGCCCCCACCGCACCCCGCUGCGAUGCCCUGGACGGGGACGCCGUGGUGCUCCUGCGUGCACGCGACCUUUUCAACCUCUCGGCUCCCCUAGCCCGACCGCUAGGCACCAGCCUGUUCCUGCAGACCGCCCUCCGCGGCUGGGCGGUGCGGCUGCUGGAGCUGCCCUUUGCAGCAGCGCGCCAGCCCCCGCUGGCCACGGCCCACGCGCGCUGGAAGGCGGAGCGCGAGGGGCGCGCGCGGCGGGCGGCGCUGCUGCGGACGCUGGGAAUCCGCCUGGUGAGCUGGGAGGGUGGGCGGCUCGAGUGGUUCGGCUGCAGUAAGGAGACCACGCGGUGCUUCGGUACGGUGGUGGGCGACACGCCGGCCUAUUUGUACGAGGACCGCUGGACGCCCCCAUGUUGCCUACGCGCGUUGCGAGAGACGGCCCACUACGUAGUGGGCGUGCUGGAGGCGGCUGGAGUGCGCUACUGGCUGGAGGGUGGCUCGCUGCUGGGCGCAGCCCGCCACGGGGACAUCAUCCCGUGGGACUACGACGUGGACCUGGGCAUCUACCUGGAGGACGUGGGCAACUGCGAGCAGCUGCGCGGGGCUGAGGCAGGCUCAGUGGUGGACGAGCGCGGCUUCGUGUGGGAGAAGGCCGUGGAGGGCGACUUUUUCCGCGUGCAGUACAGCGAGAGCAACCAUCUGCACGUCGACCUGUGGCCCUUCUACCCCCGCAACGGCGUUAUGACCAAGGACACAUGGCUGGACCACCGGCAGGACGUUGAGUUCCCCGAGCACUUUCUGCAGCCCCUCGUGCCCCUGCCCUUCGCUGGCUUCGUGGCCCAGGCGCCCAACAACUACCGCCGUUUCCUGGAGCUCAAGUUCGGGCCCGGGGUCAUCGAGAACCCCGAGUACCCCAACCCGGCCCUCCGGAGCCUGGCAGGAGGCGGCUGAAGUCAGGGGAGCAUUAGGGCACAGGAAGCUGUCAUCUGGGGUCUUUCUGGGUGUGGAGGAGCUUUGUGUGAUUGGGCGGUGGGGGUGGGGGGAGAAACUGACAAUAGAAAUACAUAAAUCAGAGGCAGGGCACACGAGAGAAGGCUGGCUUUAGCUGAAGGCGAGAACAAGCCUGAGAUGCUCAGAUGAACAGGGCCUUGACCCUGUAGACGAUGGAUACGUGUGGGUACAUCCUGGGUCGUCCUAAAACUGGGGUGACACUGGCAUUUGGUGGACGGGGCCAGGAUGCCAAGCUGCCCCGAAGGGCCCAGCACAGCCCCCGCCAAAAAUGCCAAGAGCCCUCCGUCUGGAAUCUGAAGGAAGGAACAAUUCCCCAUCUGCUGCCCAGAGACCCAGGGAACAGCCGGCACAGGAUCGGGAAGGAGUGUGGAAUCCGGGGCCAGGCUGCGGGAUCAAGUCCGCGCUGUGCCGUUUACUAGUUAGGUGGGCCUGGGCAAGUGCCUCCGGCCCCUCCAAGUGCAGCCAAGUGCCCUCGGUGUCUAGUACACAGUGACCCGCCAGGAUUAUUGGCUGCUGGGAUUGUUUUGGCCACUAGAGGGCGCCGCUGUCCCACUUCUAAUGGCCCAGUGGGGCUGCUAAGUGGAACCAUAAGCUCAGGGCCUGUUCAUGGCCAACACGUCUCUUGAAUCUUUGGUCUUCUCUCUAAGGCCUUCUGGGAGGCGGGGCAUCGAUGACCAUCUCCCCUUCUUCCUCAGAGGGAAGCGGAAUGGGAUCUCCUUGGAGAAGACAGCAGCCUCUCUGACGCGCGGGUGUGGUGAAAAACGGGCUCUGGAUCCCAGCCCUACUCCUUAAUAACUGUUACCUCAUUGUUUUAGCUUCCUGCGCCUGUUUCCUCGCUUACAAGUCGGGGUGACCAAUAAUCAUAGCUCAUACUUAGUGAGCACUUACUGUGUGCAGGCUUUGUUCUCAGUGCUCUGUGUGGAUUAACUGAUUUAUCCCUCAUCUUAAGCCUCUGAGGUGAGAGCUGCUAUUAUUCCCGUCUUACAGAUGAGGAAACUGAGGCCAGAAUGGUAAAGUCACUUGCUGAAGGUCAGACAGCUUAGGAAGUGACAGAGCAGGUACUCGAACCCAGACUGUCAGAUUCUGGAGCCUACACUGUUGACUCGCCCACUAUGCCCUUCUUUGGAGUCCUCGGGUGGUGAAAACAGUUGACGUACUUUGCUGCUAACUGAAAGAAAGGUUGGAAGUUUGAGUUCACCCAGAGGUGCCUUGGAAGAAAAGCUUGGCAGUCUACUUCUGAAAAAAAUCAGCCAUUGAGAACCCUUUGGAGCACAGUUCUACUCUGACACACUUGGGGUCACCAUGAGUUGGAGUCAGCCUGACAACCACUGGUUUAUGGCCCCCUCUUGUAAUGGUAAAGGAGCCUGGUGGUGCAAUGGUUACGCACUCAGCUGCUAACCGAAAGGUUGGAGGUUUGAACCCACCCGCAGUUCCACAGGAGAAAAACCUGUCAACCUGCUCAUGUAAAGGUUACAGCCUAGAAAACCCUAUGGGGCAGUUCUUCUCUGUCACAUGGGGUUGCCAUGAGUCGAAAUCAACUUGGUGACGCCUAACAACAACUAGAAGUGGUAUUCAAGAGGGGCUUUUGGGAGGCCAAACCACUUAGCACGUAGAAGCAAUGGUGUUUUUCUUUUUAUGAUCAUGCACCUAAGAGUAAAUACUGUUAGGGCAUGUACCCCCAGUAUGUGUAUAAUUAUUUAUAAGUCAUAUACAUGCCCGACUAUCAAUCUGUAUAUUAGCUAUAAUGAAACUUAAAUUAUUCCAUCUUAAAAUAAAAAAUAAAUAUAAGUAGAGGCUCUUAUGUUUUCUUGCCUCAGCCCAGUGACUUGUCACUCACACUCCUUAGGUGUGUGCACCUGGCUUUCGAGACCACAGGUUAAAAACACAGGCUCUGAAGAGAGAGGCCUUGGUUCAAACCCCAGUGCUGCUGCUUCCUCCCAGUGUGAACUCGGGUCACCCUUCGCUCUUCGCACCUCCUACUGGGAUCUGGGGAAAGGAUCCCUAGUGGCACAAUGGUUAAGUGUUUGGAUGCUAACCAAAAGGUUGGUGGUUAGAGUUCACUAGCCACUCCGAGGAAGAAAAGACCUGGUGAUCUGCUCCCGUAAAGAUUACAGCCUAGAAAACUCUAUGGGGCAGUUCUACUCUGUCACUUGUCAAUAUGAGUCAGAAUUCACUUGACAAACAUCCAACAACAAUGGGGGUAAAGAGAGGGCCUACCCCAUGGAGGGGGGUUCUGUGAGGCACUUCGUGGUGACGGGGUCAGGAGGCAGGGCUGGAUUUAACCGUGCAUGGCCUGGCCCCUACCUUCCUUAUUAAUCGUAGGCAAGUCACUGCCUCUGAAACUGUAAGUUAGGGGGCUGGUAAUAUUGCAGAAUUGCCAGGAGAAUUAGGAUAGCUUAUGCAUGCAAAGUGUAAAUUCCUUGGCAGCUGACACUUCACAGCCCAGCAAGGAAGGAGGAGUAUUGGGCCAGUCUCCUGAGGCUCAGGCAGCCAGAGCCUGGCUUCUAGGCCAGCCCGUGCUUUUAACCACUGAACCUGCACAUGGUUCACCAAGAGACUGCCAGGUCCCUGAGGAGCAUACUGGAAAUGUAGGGGGGUGAUUGGGGUUAUGGCAGAGAUGGGGUGGAGCUCUUGGCUGUUGGAUGGAGGUAUCUUCCAAUAGGCAGGGCAGCCCCGCACCACAAAGGAUGAUCCCUGAUCUCGUCCCAUUUUCAAAUGCUCCACCGAACAUUCCUGAAGGAAGGGGAAUGUUAAGAAUAUUUUACACCUGGUAAGGCUUGAACUCACCUGUGGGAGAAAGGCCUGGCGAUCUGCUUCCCUGAAGAUUACAGCCAAUGUCUGCCUUAGCAUUAUGCUCUUUUAAGAAUCAUCCAUAUGGGAUCAAAGUGACGACAGCAACUUGAAAUAUUAGAUAGGAAGCUUAGGGGCAGUGAGUUUAUGUGAAUGGGGGAGGAGCACCUCAGAAAAGGAGGGUGAGAAUGCUUGCACGGCUCAAAGAAUGUAAUCCAUGUCAUUGAAAUGCACCUGUAGAAACGGUCAAAUUGGUGUAUGUCUUGCUGUGUAUAUUCUCAACAACAACAAAAUAAAAUAAUAAAUUACAGCCAAGAAAACUCCAUAGAACAGCUCUACUCUGUAACACAUGGGGUCACCAUGAGUCAGAAUUGUUGACAACAGAAAUUGGUUGAUGUGUAAAAGAAAAAAAAAAAAUUGUUGAUGUCAUCUUCUGAUUGACACCAGCUGUUCCUAGCUGCACACUAAGACCACCUGAGCUGGGAUUUGAUACAGACAACCACAUCAAAUGCUUCCAGCAACUUCUCAUUAAAUCGAGACUUAUUAGGCAACUGGAGGUCUCAGUAGAGUUUUCUCUUGGCAUCAGGCAUAUUGUUUUGGUGUUUUAUUCUUUCUCAGCUGCUCCUGAACUAACAGUGGUUACAUGAAAAACUUUUCUGGCCUACAAAAUACUGUCUGAUCAUUUUAUAUGAUAUUUUUAUUAUUGACUAAGUUAAGCUAUGACAGAAAACCCAUUAGAAUUAACUUGUUGCACCUAGCGUUGCAACAAUUAAGUGUUCAGCUGCUAACUGAAACGUUGGUGGUUCAAACCCACCUAACAGCUCUGUGGGAGAAAGACCUGGCGAUCUGCUCCUGUAAAGAUUCCAGCCUAGAAGACACUAUGGGGCCGUUCCACUGUCACGUGAGGUUGCUAUGAGUCGAAAGUUGACUCGAAGACACCUAACAACAACAAUGAGCUUAUAUUAGAAUACAUACUAUUUAUGAAUUCUGCAGCUUCCAUAAUUACACUCAUACUAUUAGAUAGCCAGGACAGAGGUAUGUUAAUAUUUAAUAACGGGUACCUCCAUACUUGGGGGCAGCGGUGGUUCGGUGGUAGAAUUCUCACCUUCCAUGCAGGCGACUCAGGUUCAAUUACUAGUCAAUACGCCUCGUGAACAGCCACCACCCGUCUGUCAGUGGAGGCUUGCCUGUUGCUAUAUUCCUGAACAGUUUCAGCAGAACUUUCAGACUAAGAGGAACUAGAAGCCUGGAGAACUACUUCUGAAAUCCACCAAGGAAAACCCUAUGGAUCACCAUGGUGCCAUCCACAACUGUUGGUGGGGAUGGCACCAGGACCAGGCAGAAUUUCCUUUCCUUGUGUGUGGGAUGCCCAAGAGUUGGGGCCAGCCCCGCGGCAGCUAUCAACAAAAACAACCUCCGUACUAGUGCGUAAUGAGAAAAAAAAAAAAAAAAACCUAUUGCCAUCGAGUUGAUUCCAACUCAUAGUGACCCUAUAGGACCGAGUAGAAUUGCCCCACAGAGUUUCCAAGGAGUGGCUGGUGGAUUCGAACUGCCAACCUUUUUUUUGGUUAGCAGUGGAAUGCUUGACCACUGUGCCACCAGGGGUCCACUUGUGUCUUGGAAUCUGCAUUAAAUCACUGACCUGAGCCCCCUAAAUAAAUUUU
Messenger RNA from Loxodonta africana (African savanna elephant), 7325 nucleotides. It is a transcript of the gene FKRP, whose product is annotated as fukutin related protein. Gene Ontology annotation, biological process: protein O-linked glycosylation via mannose. The record is from RefSeq and is a predicted model, not a curated record. Gene Ontology annotation, cellular component: Golgi apparatus. Lineage: Eukaryota; Metazoa; Chordata; Mammalia; Proboscidea; Elephantidae. The transcript is spliced from 2 exons. Bases 1138 to 2811 code for a protein of 557 amino acids.